GUCUCCCCCGCGGCCGAAGCUCCGCAGCCAGAGGCGGUUCCGUGCGAGCAGCGACGCCCCGAUGCCCGCGUCCCCGACGGAGACAAAUCAGCUCUCAGUGUUUACACCCCGGCGGAGAGCGGCCGUUUCCCCGCAGUGUGUCGUUAGCUAACCGAGCGGCCGAGACUCUUCUCCAGGCGAGGACCAGAAACAACAUGGCUGAACUGCACGUCGUGGAACCGAGCGCCACGGGCACCAUCGGGCAGCCCGAGCACCGCGGCUCCGUGCGCCUGGCGUCGCCCACUCUCCUGGUUCCUCCGCGGGGCAGCCAGCUCAGCCCCGGCGCGGGGUCCGGCGGCAGCGGCGGAGGAGGAGGGCGGUCGGUGUUCGGGUUCCCGGGGAAGAGCAGCCCCGUGUCCCCGUCCGAACCGGCGGACAAGCCUGGAUCCCGGUGGGUCCGGCUAAACGUCGGUGGGACCUACUUCGUCACGACCAAGCAGACGCUGUGCAGGGACCCGAAAUCCUUCCUGUUCCGCCUGUGCCAGGAAGACCCGGACCUGGACUCCGACAAAGACGGCACAGGAGCCUACCUGAUCGACAGGGACCCCACGUACUUCGGCCCCAUCCUGAAUUACCUGAGACACGGAAAACUCAUCAUGGACAAAAAUCUGGCUGAGGAAGGGGUUCUGGAGGAGGCGGAGUUCUACAACAUCGCGUCCCUGGUGAGGCUGGUGAAGGAGAGGAUACGGGACAACGAGAACCGGACGUCCCAGGGCCCCGUGAAGCACGUGUACCGAGUACUGCAGUGCCAAGAGGAGGAGCUCACACAGAUGGUCUCUACCAUGUCGGACGGUUGGAAGUUUGAGCAGCUCAUCAGCAUCGGCUCCUCAUAUAACUACGGCAAUGAGGACCAAGCUGAGUUUCUAUGUGUCGUCUCCCGGGAACUCAACAACUCCUCCAACGGCAUCGUCAUCGAGCCCACCGAGAAGGCCAAGAUCCUGCAGGAGCGCGGCUCGCGGAUGUGAAGAGGCUCCUGAGAGAAAACAUCACUUUAUCAACAAAAUCAAAACAACAACAUAACCCCCCCCCCUUCACCUUUCUGCCAUCACUAACACCUUCAUCAUCGUCAUUAUCU
This is a messenger RNA of Pleuronectes platessa (European plaice), 1114 nucleotides long. RefSeq names its product potassium channel tetramerization domain containing 2 (gene kctd2). Bases 195 to 1004 code for a protein of 269 amino acids. Lineage: Eukaryota; Metazoa; Chordata; Actinopteri; Pleuronectiformes; Pleuronectidae. Gene Ontology annotation, biological process: protein homooligomerization; proteasome-mediated ubiquitin-dependent protein catabolic process. The record is from RefSeq and is a predicted model, not a curated record. The transcript is spliced from 6 exons. Gene Ontology annotation, molecular function: cullin family protein binding. Gene Ontology annotation, cellular component: Cul3-RING ubiquitin ligase complex; cytoplasm.